Molecule: messenger RNA, 3882 nt
Organism: Caenorhabditis remanei
Lineage: Eukaryota; Metazoa; Nematoda; Chromadorea; Rhabditida; Rhabditidae
Exons: 15
Coding region: 1-3882 (1293 amino acids)
Biological process (GO): endosomal transport
Cellular component (GO): early endosome membrane
Molecular function (GO): metal ion binding
Source: RefSeq, a predicted model, not a curated record
AUGGAGGAGUCACCCGAUAUGGAUGACCUUCUCAACCAAAUGGAAUCCGAUUUGAUUCGGAAAACUCGAACAAUUCAGUCAGCUCCACCACUUCUACCACCAACUUCGAUUGCUAUGCAACCUCGUGGUACUCAACAAAAACAAAUGACACGAAGCGUGGUGACAGUGUCAAAAUAUGUCAUGAGUGAAGAUAUGAAUACACAUAUGGAGGGGCACGUAAACAUUGAUUCGUCUCUUCUUCCAAACACAUUUCAAUCAAAACCAAUAUUUCGGAAUGAAACGACUGUGCCUGAAACUAAAAAAGAGAAUAUAUCUCCUCCGUCAACAAAUGGAAAACUCACAGAAUCGAUUCCUGUCGUCGAAAAAUCAAUAGAGAACACAGUGGUGGUUGUAAAAGAAAAGCCAACUCACGUAGAGGAUUCUCAGAAGAUGGAUUCUGAACCAGAGGUCGAAAUCAGCUCAGAACCAGAACCUGAAGAAAUUUCAGAAGUCGAAGAAGAUACUUUGAUUCCGGAAACUCAAAUAAUCUCGAAUCUGAAUGUGACUGCUCGUAGUUCCAUGCCAGUAGUUGCUUCUGAAGCCGUCAGUUUGACUCAUCAUAAUUUAGAUCUUGACACUGAAAUGGAAUCUAUGCUUGAUUAUUUGAAUGGAGUUGAUGAAGGAGGCAAUGACGCUGAAACCGUAAUUCAAAAUGGGCAUGCUCCAUCUAGAAAAGAAGGUGGUCGUGAUUCGAUUGAUGAGUCGACUGAUGAAUCAAUUCUUUCUCAGUUCGCUCAUAAAUUUUCGGAAGAAGUCAUGACUGCCGCUUUGAACACUCGUAACUUACAUUACGACCCAGCUGUUCAAGAGUUCUACUUGGAAAAUGAUUCAACGCCAGAUGUAGUUCCAAUGAGUUCAUCUUCUAACUCUGAAUCCAUUGCUGAUAAUUCGAAUUAUUUGUCUGAACCUGAAAGUGUGGCCGAAAAGAAAACAUUGGCAUCAGUAUCGGAGCAAUGUGAAGAAUCAGAGAAGGAAGCAGAAGAUAACGAGAAUUCUGAGUCUUUGGAAAAAGUGGAAGAGAAAAAAUCGGAAAGUGAUCAGAAUGAGAAUAUUGAAGCUGAAAAAGAAGAACCUUCAUCAAACGCCGACAUUGAAAUGGAGAAAGAGUUGGAAGCCACAGAAGGCAACACGGGCGAUUCUACAAAGACAACCGAGACUGAAAAUGAUGUUCAAAAAGAUACUGUAUCUGUUUCACUUGAGGAACAAAAAGAAGAAAACGUUCAAGAAAUGGAAGCAAGCGAGUCAGAAACUGUUCCUGAACAAGAGGAUGUGGCCGACGAAUCUGAGAGUACUGUAGCUGUGGCUGAAGAAAUCGAAGGCGAACAUGAAGAAGAUACGUCUGUCGAAGUAGCCGAAUUCGAAGAACGAGAAGUCGUCGAAGCAGUUGGACAAGAAGAAAUUGAUUCAGUGGCUGAUAACGCAUCGAAUGGAAGUCAAGAAUCCUCUCUCGAGGGAAUCGAUGGAGAUUCAGAAAAUCGUCCGAGAUUUGAUUCUUCUAUUGCCACCAUCCACGUUCUUCAUGAAUCUGAUUCUGACGAAUCUGCAACUCCACGUAGGGAGAGAAGACUAACCGAAUCAGAAUUACAACUUGGAAAGACGUCUCCCUACUGGAUUCCAGAUUCAGAAUGUCCUCAUUGUAUGCUUUGUAAUACAAAAUUCACUAUCAUCACACGCCGUCAUCACUGCCGUGCAUGUGGACGAGUACUUUGUGGAAGUUGUUGCAGUGAAAAGGCAGUUCUAGAUUAUUUGCAAGAAGAAGGAAAGAAGCAACAGGCUGUUCGAGUCUGUAAACCAUGUUCCACAAUGCUUGCAAGAAUCGAAGCACACGAACAGGAGGAGCAACGGCGUCGAGAAUCGGUUGCAUCUGAUGGAUUUUCCGAAGAUGAAGCAACGAGUUCAGCAGUUCCUGUGCCUGUACAUGUUCCACGUGGAGUGCUGAAAACGAGAUCCAUGACACAAGGAAAUGAAGAAGAAGGUGCUUCAACGAGCAACCCAGUCUCAUUAGUUGCUGCACAAGACACUUCAAGACGAUCAGUUAUGUUUCGAGAUGGAGUUCGACCAGGUGCUCCGGUCGAUGAGACGAAUCCAGAAGAGGAGAGGUCAACAGCGUUGAAACCAAAGAAGAAGUCGAGAAAACGGACGGCAGUGGUCAGGAGAAUUGCAGAACUGAAAAUGGAAGACGAGUUGGCAUGUGCUCUUCCGAAGGACGGCGUCACGAAAGUUUUGAUUGUGAAGCCAGAUUCAGAGCAACCAAAGUUCGAAAAUGCAUCGAUUGUUUUUGAAUCACUCUGCAAUUUUUCCGUUGUUACUGUUGUAUUGAAGAAGAACCUGAAUUGUACAGUCCAAAUUUUCAAUAACCCCAAUUUUGGCUUGGUUUGGGCAAUUUCAACACAAGGUUUCGCUCAAAUUGGACUUGACGAACUGUUUUUCUCGUGGACACUCAGCGAUGAGGAGAAACAAAAAGUUGACUCCGAAGACCCUGAACUUGAUGAAAAGUCAGCUGUGUCUUUUCUCCCACUUGCAGUUCUCAAUCGUAUAUCUACAAUUUACACACAUUCAACUGAGCAUGAGUAUGCUGGAGUCCGUCGAGUAGACAAUCGUUUAAUGCGUAUUCAUACUGUCACUGAUCCAAUUUAUCCACUCACAAAACACAUUAUGUUCUUCCGCCCGACAGUUCAAGCUGGUCUUCAAAAUAUGAGAAUUCCUACGAAUCCUUUCCUGAUUGCUUGCUUCCUUCAUGACGACGAGCUGAAUUGGGCAACUGCUCUUCCGAAUCGUUUGCUCUAUAAACUCGGAGAGAAGUAUAAUGUCUUCCCAACUCCAUUUGUUAACAACAUUGGUCGACCAUCGUUAUACAGUACAGAUGUAUCGGGAACUGUAUUGAAAGUGUUCACAGAUUUCCGUUCGUGGUCGUAUCGAAUGAGACAUAUUCCUGGAUGUACUGUGUCGUUGACAAACGAUAAAACAGUCAUUCGAAUUCCAAAAUCGUGUAUUAAGGAACUGAAAGAAAUUCUAAACUUCAGUCGAUCAACGGUUGCGUGGAGUUGUGAUUUGAAUCAAGAGGAUGACAGUGUCCUUGUCUGUGAGGAGACGGAUCCUGGACUCUAUUCAACUCAAGUCUUUGCUAAAUAUAUUGGUCAAAGAGAAUCAACAAGUGCGUCGUUUGUCAUUUUGGAUGGUGGCUCUAAAGUCAAUUCUCUUCAAGUCAAUGUUGUGGAAGACGGUGUAGCACUCAGACUUCAAAGCGAAAAACUCGAAACUAUUCUGAAUGCGAUCAAUGAAGGACACGAUGUCGUUGAAUCAUCCAAAGACAUGGAGUUCCGAGUGGAAUUUGUAGAAGAUGGAGACUGGAUUGCUCCUGAAAGCGACUAUUAUCCGAAGUCACAGAUCGAUGGACUGUUUCUUAUUAACAAAUACCAGUACGGUUUGUCACUAGAAAGAGCGCUCACUCAAGUGCUUCAAGUUCAAGGAAUCAGUGAUUAUGGUGUUCGGAUGUCCCAUGUUUACAAUCUCGGCGACGGAAGACUUCAGCCAGAAGAGGAACCAAAGAUUUAUUCAAUGGUCGAAACAGCUGCAAAAGAAUGCGUUGCUGUACUAGAACCACACAUUCAGCCAUUGAUUCGUGCCGGAAUCGGAAGUGUCUCAAUCCGAUUAUUCGUUUCUCCAUACGAAUUUGAGUACGAUGUCUCGAGAUGGCUUGGAUUGGAAGCAGAGAAUGACAAAUACAAGCAGAGCCUUGAUCAGCUCAUCCCAAUGUUGUACAAUAUGAUUGAAUAUGUUCCAAACGGAUUCGAAGUGGAAUUCGUUCUCUCGAUCGUCUCCACCAAAGCUCUUCCAAUUUAA